This is a messenger RNA of Mesocestoides corti, 2298 nucleotides long. The record is from the annotation of a GenBank genome assembly. NCBI's taxonomy places the organism in Eukaryota, Metazoa, Platyhelminthes, Cestoda, Cyclophyllidea, Mesocestoididae.
AUGUCGGAAACAAGCGCAGAAUCCCUCAGGGUCCCGCCGCUACGCCCUCCCUCAUCGAUCUCGAUGCUUGCAGACCGGCUAAAGUGCUCGAACCUUCACGAUCCUCCAUACGAUCUCAAUCCAGUAGGGUCUGUCGAUCGCACGGAAACCAUGUUCAUGAGGCGUGCGCGACGCCCCAAAGCAGUGAAUUUUACAGAUGAAGAGGUUUGUUGGAUUAACGACGUUAUCCCUGAUAACCAACGGCCCCCUACUACCUCCUCAGACGUUGAUGCUAGUCCUAUCACCUGCGAUUCUGGAAAUGAGGACUCAGAAAGUUGGCCUGAACAGGAUACCCCGCGCCUGUGUCCACACCUUUUCCCCCACUCCCGUUCCGUGGGCAAAUGCAAGCGCGAGCCUCCCAGCGUUAAGCCAGCGAGCCAAGUCGGCACUUACCCUAUCUCGUCGUCAUCUCGGGCCCCUGAAAGCACAGAUGACUUACCCAUCGUUUCGAAUCUCUACCAGCCUAAUUUGCAACGUUGUUUAUCAACAAGUGCACCUGAUGGUCCUGGCGCCCUCUUCAUCACAGCCACAGAUCCAGUCACGUGGAGUGAAGCGGAAGAGCGGAAAUGUUGCUGCUUCUGUCAGCAGCGGCUCGACUCGACCGAGAACGCACCCUCUCAACAACCCCCUCCAAAGCGUUCUUGUCGAUCACAGAGCGUAAGCUCGCAUCAAAAGCUUCCAGGCGGCGCAGGACCACGGAGAGGCAUCGCACGACCCAUUGCACUCAGAAUCCCACAAAGGGCCGUUUAUUCACCUGCCACAGCGAUUAACACUACCGCUAGUACCUCCGCUCUUUCCUCCACUGCUCACGCACUUGUCGCCUCAGGUUGUGUUAAACUACGCAAUACGACCUCCACAGGACACCAGUUGCGUGCAGCGACUUCUCGACUUUCCUGGCAUCACCCGGUUGCAUGUGGUGGAAGUAGGCGUUACAUAGUUUAUCCUGGCUUUUCGGGUUGCUCACGCCAUAGCGUGGUAUGUGGCGGUACAACCCCGGAGCUCACGGGAGAGGUAAAACUGCGGAAACCUCCUUCUCUUGCCAGCAUUUCAACUUCCAUGUCGAAUACCAGCGACUUCAGCCAUCACCGUCUGUCCGCGUUUACUCCAACAACGCAGUCGCGACGCAUGAGUCUAACAGGCGAUGAAGGUGAGACGAUGGUCCCGAUUACAGCCUUCUCUCCGGACACCGUUUCCUCGCCUUACGGGGGCAUUGGUGUGCCCCCCUCUGUGGCUUUAUUCCGUCCCACAGUCUCCGCGGCCUCUUCUGGCUUUUUCCAGGACAGUUGCAGCCUCUCGCAUUCCUCCUGCAGCAGUUCCACUAACUCAGAUCAGCACUCUUCUCGGGUCGGGAACCAAAUACACCACUGUAGCCUGGUUAGCAAGACUGUUAACAAUAAGAUUCCUCAGUCUGACGAGUCCACCGACUCGACAACCAGUCUCUCUGUCUUCGACCAGCAGCACCAUGCGUGCGCCAUAGAAGCAAAACUACGUUGCCAGUCGCAGCCUGCUUGUGCUGCGGGCGCUCCCACUUGCGGUUGCGGCUCAGUCGCCUCUGCAGAGUGCCUCUCCCGACAAGUUGGCCUCAAGCGACGUCGAUGCAGCCAUGACGUGGACUUGGCCUGGGAAUCCGACAAUAAGGGCUUCCUAAUGACUUCACAACAGCACGUCAGUUCCUUUGAGAACGCCUCCACCUCAGAUCUUGCUGUAGAAGCUGCCACUGUCAACCAUGACGCAUCGGCCAGUCCUCUGCGCAUACAGCAACAGAGCCAAGCGGAAAUUGCUGUCUACCCACAGGAUUCAGAGGCGGCUUUCAUCAUCUCCUGUUGCCGAAAAGAGUUGUCCGGCCUGUCUGAGGCGAGCGAAGAAGAGGAAUCCAACGAGGCAGCCCUUAUUCAACACCAACAUUGCUGUCCUCUGGAGGAGUAUGACACGGGAACCCUAACCCCACCUCCUCCCCAAACCCGCUUUCGUCCCAUCGCACCCUCUCCCUCACAGGACGAGGACCCCGAAGGUCACCACCACCACAGCUCGUUUUCCACCGAAGGUUCUCCGUGCUCCUUUAAGACCAAUGAUCCCAACAUCAUUGUGUUCAGUGAUGAUGAGGAGAAUGACGUUGACGACGAUGACUCAUUCGGAGCCAUCGCACCUGGUCUAAGUCAUCGUCAAAGGUGUUCCCCUAUGCAAACUGAAGAUGUCGCCUCUACCCCAUCAAUGGAGAAGUACCAAGAAUUGGACAUCAACAUGAUCGAGCAAGAUUGA